AUGGAACGUGACCGUCGUCCAGUCGUGGCUGUCGCAGCAGCAGCUCUGCUAGGUUUCUGUACGAUCGCAUCGAUGUUCCAGUCCACCGAUGCACACGUCUUCUCGGGGAAAGCCUUCCGGAAGGCUCAGCAAGACUGCCUCCAGUUUCUCGGUAUCAGCGAGUUUCGGCUCUCGCAGUAUAACAAGUACGUGUACCCUCCGGAUCGUGACACGAUGUGCUUGAUUCGUUGCAUCGGCAUAACGCUCGAUUUUUGGGAUGACACGCUGGGCUUCAAUCUGAGCUGUGUCGAGCAACAGUUUGGACCGUUGGUUGACGCAAGCUUUAAGAAGCAGCUCAAUGAAACCAUCGCGAACAAGCUUGACUUGAUUGACCCGCUGGAUAACUGCUCCCGAGCGUACUACGCCUUCCGAACGAUGCGAGCCCAGCUGCGCCAGCUACUCAAUCUAGCUCCCGGUACAAGCACCACCACACCGAGUGUCGUGUUCCAACCGCUGACGGCGGUACAGAUCGUGAACGUUCUCAGUGACUGUGCUCGGGAUCUGCAUCUACCUGCGGCCUACCUUACGGCCAUGACCAAGGGUAUGUUGGUCGAUUGCCCGGAGGUUCACUGCCUUAUUCGUUGCGCCGCGAUUCGCAGUGGCGUGUACUCGGACGAUGGAGGCGCCCAACUCGACAAUCUGCACCGUCAACUCGACCCACUCGGGGAGGAUCUCAGCAGCUUCACCAUGCGGCAGAACCUGUGUCUGCAGCGACAUCAGCAGCCGGCCUGUGCCGAUAAAUGCACUCGAGCAUAUCGGCAAUUUUUCACCUGCUUGCGUCCCGACUACGAACGAUUUUUCAUCAAAAACAUCGAAUCCGUAAUGCAGCUGCCAUUGUUCCAGCUGGAGAGUUGCGCUAAGAGUACCCCGGCGGAAAGCAACGCAAUGGCGAAUAUGGAUGCGAUAAGGCCACUGCUCACCUCUUUUUAG
Molecule: messenger RNA, 969 nt
Organism: Anopheles nili
Lineage: Eukaryota; Metazoa; Arthropoda; Insecta; Diptera; Culicidae
Product: general odorant-binding protein 45-like
Exons: 1
Coding region: 1-969 (322 amino acids)
Biological process (GO): sensory perception of smell
Molecular function (GO): odorant binding
Source: RefSeq, a predicted model, not a curated record